Puntigrus tetrazona (Sumatra barb) is the source of this 1849-nucleotide messenger RNA. Its product is annotated as polyhomeotic-like protein 2. Gene Ontology annotation, cellular component: PRC1 complex; nucleus. Lineage: Eukaryota; Metazoa; Chordata; Actinopteri; Cypriniformes; Cyprinidae. The record is from RefSeq and is a predicted model, not a curated record. Gene Ontology annotation, molecular function: zinc ion binding. The coding region runs from base 1137 to 1832 and encodes 231 amino acids. The transcript has 5 exons.
CGCCUGUGCCUGAGCGUUUGUCUGCAGUGUGAAACCCAACCAAAUGUUCGAGGUAGAAACUUACAAAGUUCGUGGGUGCUUGUUCUUGGACGGAGGAGUGCGACUGGUCUUGAAGAUGCCGAGGUGUUUGCACGCGACUGCGAGUGUUUUGAGCCGUCUCGAGGAAGCAUGGGAAUAGUGCUGCUACAGCACAAGCGUACAGUUUGGCAGUUUUUUUUGUUAUUUUUUUUUAAAACGGGUAGUGCUAAACAACUUCUGUUUUUCAUCGGAACCUUUUUCGCAUAGUAGUAAUAAUGUCGUGUAGCUCUUCAUAAAUCAGUUCGCUGUGUGCAGACAUUAAAGAUCAGAUAGAAAUAAGCAAGUGGUUGCAGGUGGCUUGAAUAUUUUAGUUUUAUUUGCAUGCAUAUAUUGUAUAACACAACUGUAUGCGAGAGCUGUCUAGAAAUGUAUCAUAAUUAUACAUAUUACAGUGUGCGUUAACUACAAGCUUUCAUAAAAGCCUUAGGUGACUUAUGAGAGUGUUAUGGAAUAGUGAAUGACUUCUUUUGAGUCGGGUCUCUUGAAUGAAUCCGUAGAACCGAUUCAUAAAAGCAUUCUGAACAAUUUGUGAGCACGAAUAGUAUCGAAGCGUUCGGCGCGGUCCUCUAAUAACCCAAUAACGAACAAAGUAAAACGUAUUGUAAAUGUUUAUUACGCGAUGGUAUGUUUUAUCAACACGCGCGAAAUAGGGUUAACGUUUUAUUAAAUAAACGUUCGUUAUGCAUUCGCAAACAAAUGUAAAUAAACUUCUUCUCUGUUUUAAGGUACAGAUCUUUGUUUUCGAAAUGACUUCGGCAUUUAAAUCACUAAAAACACGUGUUAAGACUUAAAAUAACGUAGUAACUAAACAACGUUGUGUGGCUUUUGGAACGGUGUUAAAAUGCCACGGCAAGAUGUCACGGGGCACGUUGUGACGUAAUUACGCAAUCGCGUAGAACUAUAACUGAACCGAAUCUUUGAAGUGUGCCGUUCUAAAGAACCGAUUCGCGGAAAUGAAUCCGAGUUGCCGUAAGUAUUAUGGUAUCUGAUGGAUGCUGUUGUGUUUGUGUUGAGCAGGCAGAGUGAAUGUGAAGGCAGGUGUGAGUUCACCUCCAGCCAUGACCUCGGGCAGCGGCAACAAUACGCCCACGGUGACCGGCAGCGCUCCGCAAAAUGGCGAGAGUAAACCGCCGCCACAGGCAGUGGUGAAGCCCCAGAUCCUCACUCAUGUCAUCGAGGGAUUCGUGAUUCAGGAGGGAGCUGAGCCUUUUCCAGUUGAACGUCCGUCCUUGUUGAUUGAGAAUUUAAAGAAGCAGAAGCAGCAUCAGGCUUAUUCAGACCUAGAUAAGAGGUCACAGACCUUUCAAAGUGCAGACUCUGAGAUGGAGGAUCUUUCGCAGCAAGAGCUGAAUAGUCAGAAUGCCGAGCCAAUGCUGUCAUGUGAAUUCUGUGGAGCCGUAGACUUCGCGUAUAACUUCAAGAGAUCCAAGAGGUUUUGUUCCACUGUGUGCGCAAAGAGGUACAAUGUUGGAUGCACAAAGCGCAUGGGACUUUUCCCAAGAAAAUCAACCUCAGAGAACCCAAAGAAACAGAAAGCCUCCAACGCCAAUCAUCAUAACAGCACCGCUGAUGUCAGGAAACGGGUAAUCACCGUUUCUUCCCGUCGCGUUGCAGUUCGAGAGCUCCCUCUCCUGACGCAGCACUUCCUGGCCAGCGACCCCACCAAGUGGAACGUUGAGGACGUCUAUGAAUUCAUCUGCUCUCUGCCAGGUAGAUGGCUUUUUUUUGUUUUGUUUUGUGCGCGUCACAAAUGACUUAAUUAUCACUAAUA